UGUCAUCAGAGCUGCUGCGGGACAGACGGAACACCUUCACGGUCACACUGAACAUGCCGGGACUGCUGCUCGGAGAUGAAUUUCCUGAUUUUGAGGCGGAGACCACCAACGGCAAAAUUAAAUUCCACGAAUUUCUCGGUGAUUCAUGGGGAAUCCUGUUCUCCCACCCCAGAGACUACACCCCGGUGUGCACCACAGAGCUGGGUCGAAUUGCAAGACUGAGCAGUGAGUUCAGUAAACGCAACAUUAAAAUAAUCGCCCUGUCCAUCGACACCCUGGAGGAUCACCACGGCUGGACCAAGGACAUCCUGGCAUACAACUGUGAGGAGUCUGCCUGCUGCUCGCUCCCCUUUUCCAUUAUAGCGGACAGAAAACGCGAGCUGGCAGUGGCCCUGGGCAUGUUGGACCCAGAUGAGAAGGACAAAGAUGGCCUGCCGCUUACUGCCCGCUGUGUGUUUAUUAUUGGCCCCGACAAAAGGCUGAAACUGUCACUUCUCUACCCGGCCACCACCGGACGCAACUUUGAUGAGAUCUUGCGAGUGGUGGACUCACUCCAGCUCACAGCAGGGAAACGAGUGGCAACACCUGCCGACUGGAGGCCUGGAGACUGUGUGAUGGUCCCUCCCAACAUGUCUGAGGAGGAGGCUGCCUCUUUGUUCCCAGCUGGCGUCUACACCAAAGACCUGCCCUCUGGCAAGAAGUACCUGCGCUACACACCCCAGCAAUAAGCACGGGCAGAGACAGCACUGAUAUUCAACACUCACUUAUGUCACACUUAAUAAAGCAGCUGGCAAUCAUGGACCUUCAGGACCUUGAGUUACUGCUAGUUUUUGUCCCUACCAGGUAGAUAAACAAGUCAGCGGGCAUCCCACUUGUGCCUUAAUGGAUGGAAUAAAAAUGAAUGCCUUAAGGAAUAUGUAGGACUUUUCUAAAUUAGAGAUUUUACAGUAUUUACAACCCCCAAUAAUAAAAGCUACUAUGUUCAGCCCACUUUUCUAAAGGGGAUGGUUUUUGGAAACAUAUGUGGUUGAGAUGGGAACACAUUUUUAAUUUAAAUAUAUAGCAAACAGUUUAUUAUAUACAGUAUGGCAGAGAAGUUUCUGUUUUGUAACAGUGCUAUACUAUCAGGGUUAAAAUAUUUUGGAUCAUGUAUGUAUUGUCUACCUAUGCACAUCUUUUUGGAUGCAAGAGGAUGCAAACAAUGUUAUUUCCAUGCCAUUUUAUCUGACAGGUGUACUCCAUUAAACACAGUUAGUUACA
Molecule: messenger RNA, 1260 nt
Organism: Perca fluviatilis (European perch)
Lineage: Eukaryota; Metazoa; Chordata; Actinopteri; Perciformes; Percidae
Product: peroxiredoxin-6-like
Exons: 5
Coding region: 54-728 (224 amino acids)
Biological process (GO): cell redox homeostasis; cellular oxidant detoxification
Cellular component (GO): mitochondrion; cytosol
Molecular function (GO): peroxiredoxin activity
Source: RefSeq, a predicted model, not a curated record